GUCUUUAAAAUAUGCCCAAAUAGUUGUUUCAAAAAAAAAAAAAAAUAUGCCCAAAUAAUUACAAUCAUCCAAUCUUUCAUGGGUCCCCUUACCACCAAAUACCAACCUGGCAUUGUUUGUCACCACACUAACCAUAAUAUUGAUAAUUGUAUGAAUUUGAUUUCAUGCACUAAUCCAUUUCGCGCAUUUGUACAGUCAAAUUUUAAUAACCGUCUGAUCUAAAUCAAAUGGUUUUAAAAAUGUGAAUUUAAACUAUAUUGUAUAAUUUAAAGAGAAUUAUGUUUGAAUUUAAGUCAUUCGAUCUUGAUCAAACAGUGGCAAGUGACUACUACAUCAAGUUGAUGACUACACCAAAACCAAGUUUAUAUACCACACACCAAUUUAAUAUCAUCACUACACAUAUAAAUAUGAAAUUAAUUAAACAAUCUAUUAUGACAUGAUUAGCAUUAAUAGUAAAAAUAAUCAUAUACACAUGAACAUAUACAUAUAUACACAUUGAUACCACUCUUCCACUCCUUGCUUUGCUUUGUUAAUUAGUUGCUUCUUCCACUUUCCAUUUGCACCUAAUCCAUCCUCUUCCAAAAUGAAGAAGCAACUAGCACCACUUGUUCUAUUCUCUCUCACACUACUAAUCUCACUCAUUCAUUCCACCACCGCCGGUGCCGCCACCUCCGGCAGCCACAAUAUCACCCGCAUUCUAGCCAAACACCCUGGAUUUUCCACCUUCAACCACUACCUAACCAUCACUCACCUAGCCGAUGAAAUCAACCGCCGUCAAACCAUAACAAUCCUCGCCAUCGACAAUGCCGCCAUGUCAUCCCUCCUCGACAAACACCUCUCCGUCAGCACUCUCAAAAAUGUCCUCUCCCUCCAUGUCUUAGUCGACUACUUUGGCGCCAAAAAACUUCAUCAAAUCACCAACGGUACAACUCUCGUUUCCUCCAUGUUUCAAGCAACCGGAUCCGCCGCCGGAACUGCCGGUUACGUCAAUGUAACAAAUCUAAAAGGUGGUAAAGUCGGGUUUGCAGCUGAAGAUAACGACGGAUUACACUCAUUCUACGUAAAAUCCAUUGAAGAACUUCCUUACGUCAUCUCCGUUCUUGAAAUCAGUCAACCUUUAAGCUCAGCCGACGCCGAAGCACCGACGGCAGCGCCUAGCGAUAUCGAUUUAAUCGCAAUUAUGUCAAAACAAGGUUGCAAAGCAUUCGCUGAUUUGUUACGCGUUUCAAAAGCACUUCCAACUUUCAAAGAAACCGUAGACGGAGGUUUAACUGUUUUCUGUCCAACUGACAGCGCCGUUAACGGUUUUUCAGCAAAAUACAAAAACCUAACAGAUUCUAAAAAAGUUUCACUUCUGUUAUAUCACGGAGUUCCCGUUUACCAAUCGUUACAAAUGUUGAAAUCAAAUAACGGAAUUAUGAACACAUUAGCAACAGAAGGUGCUAACAAAUACGAUUUCACAGUUCAAAAUGACGGUGAAGAUGUUAAUCUAGAAACAAAAGUCAACACCGCGAAUAUCAUCGGAACUUUGAUAGAUCAAGAUCCAUUUGUGGUUUAUAAGAUUAACAAAGUUUUGAUGCCUAGAGAAUUGUUUAAGGGAGUGAAAGAAGAUUUAGCACCUGCUGAAUCACCUAAACCAGCGAAGAAGAAGAAAACAACUAAGAAAGGUAAGGCACCGGCGGCGGAUGAAGAUGCUGAUUCACCGGCGGAUGGACCAGAUGCGGAUGCGGAUUCCGAUGAUGAGAAAGCUGCUGAUGAUAAUGGAGUCAGUGGAUUAAAUCAAGGGUUCAGAUUCGUUAUGGUAUUUUUCAGUUUAUUUAUUGGGUUUUUGGUUCUAUAAUUGACCAAAAAAAAAAAGUGGAGUGUCGGUGGAUACAAAGCUACUACUACAACACAUGUCACAUGUGACAGCUAUGGUCAAUUUGCGAUAGAUAUUCUUUUCUUAAUUUCUUUGAUUUUGUUUGUGAAGGAAAUAAAACGGUGACACCAACGUGUUGGGGGCACUGUCGUUUUUAUUUUCUUUUAUAUGAAAAAAAAAAUCAAAUUACGUAUAUGUUUUGUAUUUAUUUAUUGUAAUGGUUUUUUUUAUGAUUUAUUUAAUUGGGGUUUUUUUUUGUCGGUGUGAGAGUGUGAGUAGUGGGUAGGACCAGUUUGUGGUAGAUGCCAGCUGAGAUGUAUGCUUGUAAUUUAUAAACAUAUUUUUUUCUUCAA
Messenger RNA from Trifolium pratense (red clover), 2211 nucleotides. Its product is annotated as fasciclin-like arabinogalactan protein 2. Bases 584 to 1840 code for a protein of 418 amino acids. Gene Ontology annotation, cellular component: plasma membrane. NCBI's taxonomy places the organism in Eukaryota, Viridiplantae, Streptophyta, Magnoliopsida, Fabales, Fabaceae. The transcript has a single exon. The record is from RefSeq and is a predicted model, not a curated record.